This is a messenger RNA of Arachis duranensis, 2475 nucleotides long. RefSeq lists its product as uncharacterized. NCBI's taxonomy places the organism in Eukaryota, Viridiplantae, Streptophyta, Magnoliopsida, Fabales, Fabaceae. The coding region runs from base 1338 to 2111 and encodes 257 amino acids. The record is from RefSeq and is a predicted model, not a curated record. The transcript has 2 exons.
AGCCGACAUACAACACCUCACUUAGGAAGAAAGAAGAAAAUAGAGAAGAGAGAGUGAGUGAACAAGGGUGAAGGAAGAGGAAGGAGGAAAAGGCGCCACCGCGUAUGGUCCAUCGCGUCUGCACCGCUUCGUUGUUGUCGCAAAGCAUUUGUUCGGCCCUUGUUUGCGAGGCUUCCACCUCUAUUUUCCCGAGCUUUUGCCUUUCUUUUAUCAUGCAUUCACCACCAUUUUGUUAUGCUUCUUCCACUUCUCCAACCAUCGUCUUCUAUCUUUUGCUCAGCCUCUAUUUAGUCGCGUGUUCGAGCCUCUAUUCAGUAUCCGUUCUGCUGUUGUUCAGCCUCCCUUUUGCCGCUGUUCAGCCAUCUCCAUCACGUUUUGAAGUUCCAGCUCCUCCUUCUUUUGUUGAAUUUCAAAACAUAUGAAAGCUUUUAGUUAUUUUAAGUUUUCUGAAUUUUUUGUGUUUCUGAUUGUUAUUUCCUUAAGAUUAUUUCUGAAUUUGUUCUCGAUUAUGAUUUUUUAUCUAAUUAUUUAGUUUCACUUUUUUGGGCAUAUUUUUACAGUUUGGUAAGUGAAAUUCUUUUAAUUUUGUUGUUUUAUUAUCUCUUUUAGUUUUAUUCUAUUGCAGCAUUGAAGUAGCUUGUGCUGCUUAUCCUACUACUGAUGUGUUCAUCAAUUUUGCAUCAUUGAGAAGGUAAGUAGUAUUGUGAUUUUGAAAUUUCAACAUAUAAAGUAGUAUUGUAUCAUUAUGUCAUUCUGAUUUAGAUAGUUAGGGUUUAUGAUUCGUUGAUUUAAGAUUUAAGCUUUAUAUUCAUUGUUGCUGGUGCUGUCGAAUUGAAUUGGAGUUAAGCUUUAUUGUGUGUCUGGAUGACUGCAUCUCUGCCUCUCUAAUCUCUCUGGCUCACUGCUAGUUUUCUCCACCUUUUUACUAUCAGUUCAAGUAAGGACCUUCCCUUUAUCCUCUUCAUUUCAAUGUUCAAUAUCUUAUAUUUGUACUAUUUUUUUUGCUUUGUUCUGAAUAUACUUGUGAUGUAUUAUUCAUGAUUCUGUUGAAAUUGAUUUAUAAAUCAAAUUUGUGAUACUUAUUCUGUGUUGAAUUUUUGUUCUGAGUUAUUAAGUUAUUAGUUUGUAUGAUUGAAUAUUUUCUGCUACAUUAAACUGAAUUUAUUUAUUAAAUUUUUUAGAUAAAUUUCUCUUGUUCUGUAUCUUGUUUUGAAUUGAUGAAAAUAAAUGAUGGAAUUUUUAUUGCUGUUAAAAUUUUUGUUGUUGUUGAAUAUUCAUUUGAUUAAAAAGAGAAAAAAGGAACUAAAAGAAAAAGAAAGAAAGUUAUUGUAUUUGCUAUGGGGAACCGUGCCGAUGAGGCAGAUCUGGGAGCAGUGUGGAAGUCAGUUGCUAGUGGCGAAGGUGAUAAUAUCCGCGCUAAACUUGAUGGUGUGGAGGGCAAGGAGGAGCGUGAAGCCUCUUAUGCACCCGGCGAGCAAAAUCUAGCCGGAAAAGAGAUUGGCAGAGGUGCGGAGAAUUGUUCGAAUAAUAUAGUAGAGAAAAAUAUUCCACCAAGUGUAGUUAAUGAGAUCCAUACUAGUUUGAACGAGAGUGGUAAGCAUCAUGUUAGCAUAUGUCUGAUGAGGGGUGAUGCAGUGCAAGAUUCAGAUUUAGAUGAUGAGAAUACAAUGGUGCAGGAAAUUGGGUUGGAUGAUGAAGGGGCUGUAAGGAACUUGGAAGAUUCGGAGGACUCAGAGCAGGAUGCAGACGAUGAAACUAAUCAAGAUGAACACGGAGGAAGUUGGGAUAAAGAUAUGGCUGAAAAUAGGGCUGCUUGGGAUCUGACUGUCAAAUCAGGAUCUAUUUUAUAUGAUGAGGAUAAGGAUAUUAUGGCUAUUCUCCAAGCUCAGAAUGAAGUAUUGACACAAAAAAGAAGGCAAGCAAAACAGAAAGAGAAAGCAAGAAGUGCGCAUACAAGGGAAGAGAAGCUUGCUGUGUGGAAAGAGUUGAGUUUUUUAUUGGAAAUAUGUCAGCUUCCUCUUUGCUACAUGGGUGUCUUUAAUGAGGUUGUGCAGUUGGAAGAAAGAAAAGGCGCUAGUGUGUUAACAACAUUAUCAAACUGGUGGAUAUAGAGCUAAAUGACCGUAAGUUUACGUGGUUCAGGGGGUCAAUCGUGCAAUCAAAUUAAUAGAAUAUUGGUGAGUUUGGCUUCAUUGUUAUCAUUUGGAGAACUUGGUUGAAAAGGAAUGACAGAAUUUUCAGGAAUAAAAAAUCAAGUGUUACAGAAGUAGUUAAUAGGUCAAUUAAGAGUUACAAAGAGUGGAGUGAUAUUUGAUCUUUUGGGUUGUUGAUGAUUUUUGUCGAAGAUGAUUAGGAAUUAGUUUAUUUUAUCUGUUUAGUACUUUUCUGUUGAGACGUUGAUGCUCCGCCUUGUUGUGUUGAGCUUUUUAUUUUUAAAAAAAAGUUAGUGUAUUUGUUGUUGGCCUAUUACUGCUA